AUGGACGCCCCAGAUGUCUUUCGGCAUGUUGAAGGCUUCGGGCUCUAUCAACGACCGCGGCCGCCCCAUGCUCAGCACCACCACCCGAAACCCGUUCCCCAGCUGCCGAGGGAGCCUUCCAGCGGCGAUGGUGAAGGCGAGGCAUCGCAUCGCAUUGCGCAUACACUAACGGCUUGUUGCCGUUGUCGCCAGAGGAAAACCCGCUGCGACCCUACCCUUCCCCGCUGUCUGCCGUGCGAACGGUCGGGCUCCGUAUGCGAGUACUUCGACACCACCAAGGGCAAGAAGAUCAGCCGUUACUAUGUCGUCAAGCUCCAAGAAAAGGUGCGUGCUCUCGAGGCAGAGCUUGGCCUCUACACCGAUGAGGAGGAAUUUCCCAAGAACAACGAAGACCUCCUAAGACCCGGUGGUCUCGUGCGCCUCAACGAGUCGGACGAAACUCCUCGGUACUUGGGCCCUUCAAGCGGUAUUGCCAUGACGCGCAUGGUCAUGGAAGAGGCCAAACGAUAUACAGAUUCGAACCGCAUCUCAGAGCUGGUACCGUCAGUCCGUAACAGAAGACCGAUCGCGCCGGAAACCCUCAACACUCUGGCCACAAGGUCCAUGUCUUUUAGCAUACCGCAGUCCGCCGCGGCAAGAAAGAAGAGUUUCCCAAUGAUUAGUGGUGUUCCUGCAGCAACAUUACCUAGUCGGGUGAUUGUUGAUCGUUUACUGGAGGUCUACCAACAACGAGCUCAAGUUCUUACCCCUGUGCUUCACGAAAGCAAAUUGGAGGCCGCAAUCCGCGACGUAUAUAAUGGAAGCCAAGAUGCCUACCAACAGUUUGUUGUCCGAAUGGUCAUGGCCAUCAGCAUGCAAAAGCUCGACACAACCUAUGCUGGACUUGCCGAUAGUUAUUAUUUGUCUGCUAUGCAGUACUUUGAGCGCGUUGUCCGGCCCAAGGACCUGAAAACACUCCAAUGCCUUAUCCUUUUGGGCCAGUAUUCUCUUCUUACGCCAACGCGUACUGCCGUCUUUUACAUUGUUGGUCUUGCCACUAGGAUAUGCCAACAAAUGGGUCUGGCCGACGAGAAAACCAUCAGCCUCGGUAUCGAAGAUCCCUUGACCCUGGAUUUGCGACGACGUCUCAGUUGGAUUGUCAUGACAAAUGAGUUCGGAUUAUCAUACAGCAUGGGCCGACCAAGCGGGUUUGCCAAAACGGAUGACUUUGCCGACGUGGCCUUCUUCUCUACUGUUGAUGACAGCCAUAUUACGGAGAACGGGAUCACUCCUGGUCCAGUAGACGACCGUAAGCUGGUCGCCAUUCAUUUCUGCAAGAUGCGAUUGCUGCAAAAUGAGAUUCGAAGAGUGCUGUACGAGAAGAAGCAAGCGACACCGCGAGACGACCGCGACCCGUGGUUCGCUUCGAUGGAGAGCAGAAUGCAGCAGUGGAUCAACUCGACACCCGAGACCCCGGCUUGGUGCAAACCAUGGUUUACCGGCAGGUACCACACAAUGGUGGUUGGGCUACACAGACCAUCUCCGCAGGUGCCCAAGCCAUCUGCAACUUCAGCUCUUAAGUGUUUUGACUCUGUUGCAUUUGUGAUCAAUAUCUCAAGUAAACAAGUCAUGGCGUCUGCAAUCGACGUUACUUGGGUCUUCUUGCUCACUCUCUACAUGUCUGUUAACACCAUACUGUGGACGGUGGCAAGUUACCCAGAAGUUCGAGCGGCUCACUCGCGCGACGAAGUCCAGGAGCUUAUAAAUGUCUGUCUCGACAUCAUUGAUUCGUGCGCGGAACGGUGGCCAGGGACGUCAGCAGCUUCGAAACUGUACGGAAAAUUCGCAGAAGCAUGUCUUCGAAGUUACGACGCUCGAGGAACGCCAAUCAUGUCGUCUUCAAGCGUGUUUGGCACUCCCUCGUCGCAGCCUGAUACCAAUUCCCCGUCAUCGGAGGUGACGAAUGCGACAACAAUUUCCAAGAACAGCGGCCCACCCCCAAUGUUCAAUCCCCCGCAGUUUGGUUAUGUUUUCAACCAGCAACCUGAGCAAGUCCAUUUCGACAGCUCCUUUCCGUCGCAACCUGCAUUCCGUUCCAACUCCAUAUUCUUGAACCCUGCUUCCACGGAGCCAUCGACGGGCAGACGUUUCAGUUAUUUCCCGCCCGACUUCACUCAGUCAACGGAGAACCUCAUAAUGGAAGAAACGACUCCUCCUGGCACGGAGGCGACUGCUUCGCCGCCAAUACUCUCACCGCCAGACCAUCUCCCGACACCACCAGACUCAGUGGGCAAUGGCUCCUCUGCUACGCCACUGUUUAAUACGCCACAUAUUCCUCCAGUAGCCAUGUCAACUCCUGUGAUGAAAGCUGCACCACCAGUCGCCAUGCCUAAUCACCUCAUGCAGCAGGCGCCGCCGCCACCGCAACACACCCCACAGGUUGCAUUCGCACUUCCAACACUAUCAUCGCACCAAACCCCAAUGGUCCAGCAACGUCCCCUACCGCCAGUGACGUCUGGAACCGAUUGGUUCAAUCCGCCUCCUCCAUUCAUCUCACCGUAUGCCUUUGGUAAUACCAAUGGCAACAUGUGGAAUGGAGCUGGAAACAAUGGUUUCAACAUGAUGGGAAUGAACGACAACUCAUGGGCAGGAUUGCCUCCGGAGAGACAAGGCAGCCUCAACCAGUCUCAGCAGACCGAGCUCAUGGACGUACUGGAAAACGAAGGUAUGACGGACAUUGACACAUAUCUGAAUGGUUUCAACUAUGGCGCAAAUGAUUUAUUGAAUGGAAUCGGCAUGAAUUGGAAUGGGACGUCUUGA
This is a messenger RNA of Pestalotiopsis fici W106-1, 2799 nucleotides long. RefSeq lists its product as uncharacterized. NCBI's taxonomy places the organism in Eukaryota, Fungi, Ascomycota, Sordariomycetes, Amphisphaeriales, Sporocadaceae. Gene Ontology annotation, biological process: DNA-templated transcription; positive regulation of transcription by RNA polymerase II. Bases 1 to 2799 code for a protein of 932 amino acids. The record is from RefSeq and is a predicted model, not a curated record. The transcript is spliced from 4 exons. Gene Ontology annotation, molecular function: DNA-binding transcription factor activity, RNA polymerase II-specific; zinc ion binding; sequence-specific DNA binding.